CCCGCACCACUACGCACGCGGCACGCCACCUCCACCGCCACCGCCACCGCCUCGACCCGUCGCGACACACCAACCUAUAUAUAAAACCGCGCCGCCGCUCCAUCAACUCAUUCAUCUUCUUUCUUCGCCACACCGACGGACCGAUCAAGAAGAGCAGAAAAGGUACAACAAAGAUCCAGCGAUGGGAGUGGGGAUGAAGCGCGCGAGGGAGGAGGAGCCGGUGUCGCUGGCGCUGGCGCUCACCACGGACUCGGCCGCGUCGUCCACCACGUCGGCCGACUCGGCCGGCGCGCCGGCGGCGACCAGGAAGAGGGCGCGGCGGGGCAGAGUGGUGGCCACGUCGGGGGAGGGGGAGUUCGUCUGCAAGACCUGCAGCCGGGCCUUCGCAACGUUCCAGGCGCUGGGCGGGCACCGGACCAGCCACCUCCGCGGCCGCCACGGGCUGGAGCUCGGCGUCGGCGUCGCCAGGGCCAUCAAGGAGCGGAAGAGGCAAGAGGAGAAGCAGCACGAGUGCCACAUCUGCGGGCUGGGGUUCGAGAUGGGCCAGGCGCUGGGCGGACACAUGCGCCGGCACCGCGAGGAGAUGGCGCUGCGCGGCGGCGGCGACGACGGUGACCAGUGGGUGUGGCGCGGCGUCGGGGUGCUGGAUCAGGAGGCGGUGGGGCACCAGGCCGCCGCCAAUUACGAGCCACCCGUCUUGCUCGAGCUGUUCGUCUAGGUAGCCGGAUCUGCUAGUAGUUACAAUUUCUUGAUGGAGGACUUCACUUGUAAAUGUCUUUGAUUAGGAUGAUGUUAUGAGAUAUUAGGUUAAUUGUUGGGCAUUGUAAUUACGAGUUUACGGUUCGAUAGAGUACGUUUUGCCUGUUUU
Molecule: messenger RNA, 868 nt
Organism: Aegilops tauschii subsp. strangulata
Lineage: Eukaryota; Viridiplantae; Streptophyta; Magnoliopsida; Poales; Poaceae
Source: RefSeq, a predicted model, not a curated record